CGUGUCGAGAAAGUAAUAGUAAUAUCGUUAUUGGAUAUUGAUGUAAAUGACAGAAAUUGGACAAUAGGAAUUUGGGGAAUGGCUGGUAUUGGAAAGACAACUCUUGCCGGCAUAGUGUUUUCCCAAAUCAAGGCUAAAUUUGAUGCCCACUGCUUUGUUUCAAAUGUCAAGGAAGAGAUGAGAAAGGAAAAGCCAAUUGUCUUACGAAAUAAAAUCGUUGGUUCACUAUUGGGGGACGAAAAUUUGAAAAUGGGCACGCCUCUUUUAGUUUUAGAUGACUGGAUUUUGAGGAGACUGCAACGUAAAAAAGUUCUUAUUGUUUUUGAUGACGUUGAUGAUUCAAACGAUUUAGAUCUUUUAGCUGGAAACAGUAGUUUGUACCGUAAGGGAAGUAGAAUCAUUAUUACUAGUACAGAUAGACAAGUACUUAAAAAUGUUUGUCAUGAAGAACAUAUUUAUCAGGUUGAGGGAUUAAUUGAUGAGGAAGCUCUUCAACUCUUUAGCUUGCACGCUUUCAAACAAAAUGAACCGAAAGAAGGAUACGUGGAGCUAUCCGAGCAGGUGAUAAGUUAUGCUCAAGGUAAUCCGUUAGCACUAAAAGUUUUAGGCUCUAGCCUUUAUGGCAUGGAGAAAGAGUACUGGGAGAGCCAGUUGCUCAAAUUGAAAAGCAUCCCGAGCAAGAGCAUUCAAGAUAUUUCUGUUAUGAUCGGUUAGAUAGAAAUGAGCAGAGCAUAUUUCUGGAUAUUGCAUGUUUCCUUGAAAAAACAAUAGAAAAGGACCUUGAAAAAAUAAUAGAAAGUUUUGGUUUCUUUGCGAAAUGUGGAAUAAGGAGUCUCAAUGAUAAAUCUCUCAUCGCCAUUCGAAAAUGUGAUCGUAGAGUAGAAAUGCAUAACUUACUACAACAAAUGGGAAAGGAGAUUGUGAAUAAGGAAUGCAAACAGCCUGGAGGACGUAGUAGGUUGUGGAAUCCUAAGGACAUUUCUCAUGUAUUCAAAACAAAUACAGGAACUGAUAAGAUUGAGUGUAUUUCGUUUUGGAUGUUGAGGGAUGGAGCUAUUGAGAUAAAUUCCAAAAGUUUCAUGAAGAUGCCUAAUCUUAGAUACCUCGGUAUCUUUGAUUCCAAAGGGAUUUUGGCUGAUGGACUUGAUUUUCUUCCAGAAGAGCUAAGAUAUUUACUUUGGAAAGGUUACCCUUUGAAAUCGUUGCCGUUGAAGUUUUGCCCAAAUAACCUUGUACAACUUUGCUUGCCUAGCAGCCAACUCAAACAACUGUGGGAUGGAGAUAAUAAGCCUUUUAAAAGUUUGAAAGUUAUGGACCUCUACAACUCUCUGUCUUUAUUGAGAAUUUCGGACCCAUUUCAAGCUCCAAACCUUGAGGAAUUAUGUUUGUCAAAUUGUACAAGUUUAAUUGAGAUUCCUUCAUCUCUUAAAUAUUCAACCAAGCUUGCUCAGCUACACUUAGACUAAUGUAAAAGUAUUCGCAGUUUGCCAAGCUUCCUUCAGUUAGAUAAUCUUGAGAUUCUUAAUCUUCGAGGUUGCAGUAAACUUGAAGAAUGUCCAGAGCUUCCUUGCAAUUUAUUGGAUUUAAAUUUAAGUGAAACUGCAAUAAAACAAUUGCCUUCAUCAAUUGGACAUUGCUCUCAACUUGUUGGGACAUUGCUCUCAACUUGUUGCAUUAUCGUUAAGGUGGUGUACAAAGCUUCAAAAUCUUCCAGACUGCAUUGGCCAGUUACUAUCUCUUGAACGCAUUGAUGUUACGGGUUUGAAAUUCAACAGAUUGCCAAAUAACUUUGGAGAUUUAAAUUCUCUGAGGAUAUUUAACGCAAGUAGAAGUGGCAUAAAAACGUUACCAUCCUCUUUCAAUCAAUUGAGCCGAUUGGAAUGUUUAUAUUUUGAGGGAUGUAAAGGUUUAACGGUAUGGCCUUCGUUGUCCGGUUUGAAUAGCCUACGGAAGCUUUAUCUGGGUAACUGUGGUAUAUCAGAAAUUCCAGAGAGUAUUGGAUCAUUAGUUUCAUUGAAAGAGUUACGUUUAGAUGGAAACGAUUUCGAAAGCAUUCCUUUCCUGCAAGCAUUCAACAACUUUACCUAACUUGGAGAUCUUAGGUUGGAUGAUUGUAAGAGGCUUAGAUAUUUGCCAGAGCUUCCAGGCACAAGGUCAUUUUCUGCAUCAAAUUGCACCUCUUUAGAAUUUGUAUCAUUUUCGUCCUUUGGAAAAGCGGAAACAGAAGACAACCGUCGGUACGCCGAACUUCAUUUUGGUAACUGCAUCAAAUUGGGUGAUAAUGUACGUUUUCAAAUUACGGAAGCCCUGUUCUCAA
Molecule: messenger RNA, 2317 nt
Organism: Jatropha curcas
Lineage: Eukaryota; Viridiplantae; Streptophyta; Magnoliopsida; Malpighiales; Euphorbiaceae
Source: RefSeq, a predicted model, not a curated record